AUGCGCCCUCCCCCGGACGGUGUUGUCGGGAGAGACUUGCGGCCUCGUGGACCUCUCCGUCGAUCGCGCACUGUUGACUCUUUCGCCGAGGAGUCUUCUAUUCCCUUACUGACCACUCCCACCGACGAACGUGGCCCCGUACUCGAUCACGAACGAGGCGCAGAUACCAACGCGCCAAAAGUGAGUAUGAAGUUCUUCGACAAUCUCCGCGGCUGGGAUAAGCCGAAGAGAUAUCGGUAUUUCGUCCUGCUUGCACUGAGUCUGAGCGGUGAUGGCUGGUCAUACGAAGCUGGCGUUAUUGCCUCCAUCUUCCAGCUUCCAGCUUGGAUUGCACAUGUCGGCUAUCCGGGCCAACUUGCCCUUCCCAACUGGCAGAACCAGUGGGUCGGACCUGUAUAUUCCCUGGGACAGCUUGUCGGUGGCCUGAUUGCAGCAUUCUUUCUGGACACGUUCGGUCGGAGAAUGACUCUGGCCAUCGGCGGGAUAUGCAUGGAAGUCAGCACCGCCCUGCUGGUCUGGAGUCCGAAUUUUGGCGUCAUCAUCACUGCACGAGUGCUUGAAGGGGUUUCAAUCGGUUUCCUGUUGCUAGGAUAUCAGAUCUAUGCCGUCGAAGUGGCCGCGAAAGAGGAUCGUGGCUUUGUGUCCAGCUUCUCGCUGAUCACUGGCAACUUCUUCGGCUUCCUCGCCGCCGGAAUCAUCUACGGCAUCAGCUACGACCAGACGAAUGCCGGCUGGCGGACCGCCGUAUCCAUCACUUUCAUCCCCGCCACCAUCAUGCUUGUCUCUCUCAUCUGGAUCCCUGAAUCCCCGCGCUACCUAUACUCCAAAGGCAAAGAGUUGGAAUGCCGCAAAGUGCUCGCCAAGCUCUACGGCGGCACCAUCGUCGGCGAUGAGGUGCAGCUAUCCGAACUCGCCGAGACGCAACACGACGCCAUGAUGGCCGCAAUUGACUGGGAUCAAAAGCACGGACAGGACAAAUGGUCGGCGCUAUGGAAGACCAAAGCAGGCCGGUAUCGAUCUUUCGUUGCCAUCUCGAGCCAGUCCAUGUGGGCUUGGAAUGGGCAAUCUGUCUUCACCUAUUACUAUACCAAAGUCUUCCGGGCGGCGGGCAUCACCAACACACAUGUGCAGUUUGGCAUCUCGUCGGUGCAGAAUGCGUCGUGGUGUAUUGGUGGUAUUGUGGGGGGUUACCUGCUGGAUAUCUGGGGUCGUCGGACGAAUUACAUGAUUGCUCUUGGUCAGGCGUGUAUUUGCUUGAUCAUUCAGGGUGCACUGACGCUGGGCAUCUUUGAUAAAGGUAUCGUCAACCAUGCGGCUGGCGCAGGCUUUGUCACGGUUUAUAUCAUCCAGUGGUUCCUCUGGGUAAUGUUCUUCUCUCCAGUGGUCAACCUGCUUCCCGCAGAAGUCUACUCCGCCGGCCUGAGAGCACGAGGAUAUGCAGUCGCUAACGUCGCCUCCAUGGGGGUGGGAUUUGCAACGCAGUACUCCGCCUUGCCCAUGUACUACAGCAUGCACGGCUGGACGUGGAUUUUCUUCGCCGUGUGCAUGCUCAUCGCCUUCCUCGUCGUCUUCUUUUUUUACCCGGAAACUAAAGGAAUUACUCUGGAAGAAGUCGAGAUUGUCUUUGGCAGCGGCGCCGGUGUCUACGUUCGACAGGCUUUGGGACGACGUUCCAGCGUCCACGAAAGUGGUGAUAGUGAGGAUGGAUUAGAUGGUAAUGCUGUUACGCUGAACGCCGUUCCCAAGGUCGUCAAGAGAGGUUUCCAUGUGGAACAUGCGGUGGAGGAGUUGUAG
This is a messenger RNA of Neohortaea acidophila, 1794 nucleotides long. RefSeq lists its product as uncharacterized. The transcript is spliced from 7 exons. The coding region runs from base 1 to 1794 and encodes 597 amino acids. Gene Ontology annotation, molecular function: carbohydrate:proton symporter activity. NCBI's taxonomy places the organism in Eukaryota, Fungi, Ascomycota, Dothideomycetes, Mycosphaerellales, Teratosphaeriaceae. The record is from RefSeq and is a predicted model, not a curated record. Gene Ontology annotation, cellular component: membrane. Gene Ontology annotation, biological process: carbohydrate transport; transmembrane transport.